CAGGUUUGCAGGAAUUUUCUCCUUACCGAGAGAAAAACUUGUGUUGAAGCAGCCAAUAUGUUAUCCUUUGGUCACACUCAACCAUGUACUAGUCCCACCCAGCAUAACAACUUCUCUAGUCGCUGCCAAAAUUUCUUGUAAAGAGCCAAACAGUAUUAAAAACCUGCUCUAUUUUUUUAUGGUUUGAGCAAGAACAUUGUAUUGACCAAAUAAACGUGCUAUUGCUGCUUGACAAUUUUUGCCGACAUGGUACAUAUACUUUCAUCUCAUUGUUAGCUACCCUUUUUUGCUUAUAAAUACAACCCAACCAUUCACUUUAGAAUGAACUCUCUUUCUAUCAACUAGCUAGGUCUUCUUCCUCCUCCUUACUAACCACUAAUCUCUUUCACUCUUAAACUCUUUAAGACCUAACAAGAAACAUGGUAAGCAGCAGCGACAUGGCCUACAAUUGCGGCCCGUCGCUCCUUGACGACCUUGACACCGCCCUCCGAGCUAAGAGGAGGUGGCGGAUGGCCUUUUUGGCGUUACGUGUUGUCCGUGUUAUGCUUGAGCUUCCCAAAGAGAUAGUAUCCAGGGCAAAAAAGUAUGGAGACGUAGAAAUUGAUCACAACAGUUUUGUGUCCGACGUUGAUGAUCAUGAAGAUGCUGGACUUGCAGAAACUGUGAAGGAAAAGAACUUGGCUGCUGCAAAAAGCCGCGAUUCGCCUUAUGGUUAUGGCAAAUUGCUCUUCGACAUCACCACUACCACCCUCACCAGAGCCAAGAUGAGAUGGCGCAUGGCCUACGCAACAAUAUAUGCUGUUCGGGCCAUGCUUUCGCUUCCCAAAGAGCUUCUAAACAAGAAAAACAACUACAAAAAGGACUCCGAGAUCUUGCACUCUUAUUCUUACACUGCACUGGAUGUGAAACCAAGCACUUCCCACCAAGAAAUCAUUACUGAAACUGAUCGGUGCAGUUUUCUCCCCAACACUGUAUUUGAUCAUGUAGGACUUGUACGAGUGGUGAAGGAUAAAGACUUGGGCGCUCUGAACCAGUUUGGAGGAGUUAUCGGCGUCAGCACUUAUCUCAAAACAAACCCUGAAAAUGGCAUCCCUGGAAAUGAGCUAGAAGUCAACGAAAGGCGUGAAAUCUUUGGUUCAAAUACCUACCACAAGCAGCCUCCAAAAGGGUUGUUCUAUUUUGUGCUGGACGCUUUGAAAGAUACAACAAUUCUGAUUCUCUGUGUCUGUGCGGCGCUUUCUCUCGGAUUUGGAAUCAAAGAGCAUGGAGCGAAGGAAGGCUGGUACGAGGGAGGAAGCAUCUUUGUUGCUGUAUUCAUUGUCAUUGUUGUCUCAGCUCUCAGUAACUUUAGACAAGAAUUACAGUUCGACAAAUUGUCUAAAAUCAGUAGCAACAUCAAAGUUGAGGUAUUUAGAGACAAACAGAGACAAGAAAUCUCCAUCUUCGAUAUUGUAGUUGGAGAUGUUGUGGUUCUGAACAUGGGAGAUCAAAUACCUGCAGAUGGAUUGUUCCUAGAUGGGUAUUCCUUACAAGUGGACGAGUCAAGCAUGACGGGAGAGAGUGACCAUGUUGAAGUUGAUUCUACCAAGAACCCCUUCCUGUUCUCCGGUGCAAAGGUGGUAGAUGGCCAUGCUCGAAUGCUCGUCACAUCAGUUGGGAUGAACACUGCGUGGGGAGAAAUGAUGAGCUCAAUAUCGCAGGACUCAAAUGAAAGAACACCAUUACAAGAAAGGCUUGACAAACUAACCUCUUCUAUUGGAAAGGUAGGCCUUGCAGUUGCCUUCCUAGUUCUUGUAGUCUUGUUGAUUCGUUAUUUCACCGGUAACACAAAAGAUGAUUAUGGAAAAAAGGAGUACAGUGGUAGCAACAAAAAUAUAGAUGGUGUGUUGAGCGGAGUAGUUCGCAUUGUUUCCGCUGCAGUCACUAUUGUGGUUGUGGCAAUCCCAGAAGGUCUGCCGUUGGCCGUCACACUAACACUUGCUUACUCAAUGAAAAGAAUGAUGAAUGAUCAGGCUAUGGUCAGAAAACUACAAGCUUGUGAGACGAUGGGAUCAGCAACCGUUAUUUGUACUGACAAAACAGGAACUUUGACAAAAAAUGAAAUGGAAGUGACUCAAUUUUUUGUUGGCCAAGAUCUCAUUGAGAAAGAUAAUUCAAUCACAUCAAUUGUUCGUGAAUUAUUCCAUCAAGGAGUUGGCUUGAACACGACCGGAAGUGUUUACAUGCCUCUUUUGGGAUCAAAACCCGAAAUUUCUGGUAGUCCAACAGAGAAAGCGAUUCUCCAUUGGGCUGUUUCAGAUUUGGGUAUGGACAUGGAAAAGUUGAAGCCUAGUUAUGACAUUCUUCAUGUUGAAACGUUUAACUCAGAUAAGAAACGAAGCGGGGUUCUUAUAAAGAAGAAGAAUAACACCAUCCAUGUGCACUGGAAAGGAGCUGCUGAGAUGAUCGUUGCAAUGUGCUCGAGUUAUUAUGAAACCAACGGGACUGUAAAGUCCUUGGAUGAAGAUGGUAGGUCAAAUAUUGAGAAAACAAUCCAAGGCAUGGCAGCUAGUAGCCUCCGGUGCAUUGCUUUUGCUCAUGCUCAAAUUUCAGAGAAAGAAAUUGAAUACAGCAACAACAAGGCCCACCCAAGGCUAAAAGAAGAUGGAUUAAUCUUGCUAGGGGUAGUUGGUCUCAAAGAUCCAUGUCGGCCAGGGGUCACCAAAGCUGUGAAAAUAUGCAUGUCUGCAGGCGUGCAAAUUAAAAUGAUUACCGGAGACAAUGUUUUCACAGCUAAAGCUAUAGCUACAGAAUGUGGAAUACUAAAGACUGAGGAUGUGGAAAAUGGUGAUCAAGUGAUAGAAGGAGCAGAAUUCCGAAACUACACACCGGAAGAGAGAAUGAAAAGGGUCGAUAGAAUUUGCGUGAUGGCAAGAUCCUCCCCGUUCGACAAGCUAUUGAUGGUGCAGUGUUUGAAGCAGAAAGGACAUGUGGUUGCAGUCACAGGAGAUGGCACAAAUGAUGCACCUGCAUUGAAAGAAGCUGAUAUAGGACUUUCCAUGGGAAUCCAAGGGACGGAGGUGGCAAAAGAAAGCUCAGACAUCAUCAUCUUGGACGACAACUUCAAUUCUGUGGCCACAGUUUUGAGGUGGGGGAGAUGUGUUUAUAACAAUAUACAGAAGUUCAUCCAGUUUCAACUAACCGUUAAUGUCGCAGCUCUAGUAAUCAACUUUAUCGCCGCAGUUUCAGCUGGUGAAGUUCCCCUAACAGCAGUUCAGUUGCUGUGGGUGAAUCUCAUCAUGGAUACACUAGGCGCUCUCGCCCUUGCUACUGAACGGCCAACAGAUGAGCUAAUGCAGAAGAAACCUGUAGGUCGAACUGCACCACUCAUAACCAAUAUUAUGUGGAGAAACCUUUUAUGUCAAGCUCUAUAUCAAAUAGCCAUCCUCUUAACCUUGCAGUUCAGUGGCGAGUCCAUCUUCAAUGUCACUGCUGCGGUGAAUGAUACUUUGAUUUUCAACACGUUCGUACUCUGUCAAAUUUUCAACGAGUUCAACUCGAGGAGCAUGGAGAAGCAGAAUGUAUUCAAAGGAAUUCACAGGAACAAAUUGUUUAUUGGAAUUGUGGUUAUAACUAUCGUUCUUCAAGUUGUGAUGGUGGAGUUCCUGAAGAAGUUUGCAAGCACAGAGAGGUUGACUUUGUGGCAAUGGGCAACUUGUGUCGCAAUUGCAGCUGUUUCAUGGCCAAUUGGUUGGAUCGUGAAGUGCAUACCAGUUCCAGAUGAACCGUUCUUCAAAACUAUCAAGAGGUCACUCACUAACAAAAGAAAUGUGUGAGCAUCUCGGACUCCAAGUCUUGGGUUUGGCUCGAGAACCAAGGUCCAGGUUCCGGAGUUCAGGGACCAGGACAAGAUGCCGGAUACCUGAGCUCAAAGCUCAAAGGCGUAAGCUCAGGGCUCAAGGUCCAAAGUGGAGCUCUAGGCUCUAGGCUCUAGGUUUGGGACUCAGCGCUCGGGGUUCAAGCUCUACAUCCCUAGCUUGGAAUCUAGGUUUGAGUAUUUGAUGCUCGGAGUCAAUGCCUACGGCUUGGAGUCUUAGGCUCGAGUGAAUUUGUAAAUUUGGAAUGCUCAUUCCCAAACUAUAUAUGUGAACCAAGAAAACGGAAUGACCAUUCCAUAAGGAUGCGUAAACCCUAAUAAUCCAAAUGUUACCUAAGAUACGGAUUAUUAUGGUGUAAAAUAAUAAGUUCCAAGAUAAGAUUCCAUGUAUCUGAACUUGUAAGUGUGAUGUUUGUAGGAGAUGUACAAGAGUGCAUAAGCCGAAUUUAAUCAUUUUCUAACUUCAA
Malus domestica (apple) is the source of this 4323-nucleotide messenger RNA. The record is from RefSeq and is a predicted model, not a curated record. NCBI's taxonomy places the organism in Eukaryota, Viridiplantae, Streptophyta, Magnoliopsida, Rosales, Rosaceae.